Messenger RNA from Amphimedon queenslandica, 718 nucleotides. RefSeq names its product mannose-6-phosphate isomerase-like. Bases 14 to 718 code for a protein of 234 amino acids. The record is from RefSeq and is a predicted model, not a curated record. Gene Ontology annotation, molecular function: zinc ion binding; mannose-6-phosphate isomerase activity. Gene Ontology annotation, cellular component: cytosol. NCBI's taxonomy places the organism in Eukaryota, Metazoa, Porifera, Demospongiae, Haplosclerida, Niphatidae. The transcript is spliced from 4 exons. Gene Ontology annotation, biological process: GDP-mannose biosynthetic process; carbohydrate metabolic process.
CCCAGCUAAGUUAAUGGCGUCGUUCUUAGAGCUCUCUUGUGCUGUACAAAAAUACGCUUGGGGCAAGUAUGGAUCCGCGAGUGAAGUGGCAAAAUUAAAAUUAAAAGAUCCUUCAUUCUCCCUCAGUGAACAAGAACCAUAUGCAGAGUUAUGGAUGGGAACUCAUGUUAAAGGACCAUCUAUAAUAUCCUACCCGUCAUCAAUAAAUGGUCUCCAAUUAUCAAAAUGGAUACAUGAUAAUCCGUCUUCUCUCGGUCAGAAAGUGGUCGAUAAAUAUGGACGAAACUUACCAUUUCUCUUUAAAAUACUUUCCAUUAAUAAGGCGUUAUCAAUCCAGGCCCAUCCCACUAAAGACCACGCCCAUUAUCUUCACUCCAAUUCCCCUCAGUAUUAUCCUGACUCUAAUCAUAAGCCAGAGCUUGUCAUUGCUUUGAAUAAUUUUGAGGGAUUGUGUGGUUUUAGACCUUUUGAAGAAAUUAGGAACUUUGUCGUAAACGUACCAGAACUACAGACUGUACUAGGUGAUGAAAUUGUCCAACAGAUGACUACUCCACUUUCCACAGUUACAGCAAAUGAUUUAUUAAAGAAUUCUUUUACUAAACUGAUGAAUCAGGACCAGUCAAUAAUUGAACAGGAAUUAGACAAACUGAGAGAAAGGCUGAAACAAGAAAAGAAGGGUAAGCAUACACUUUAUUGUUGCUAUAAUGUUGCUAUAUGA